This is a messenger RNA of Triticum dicoccoides, 1105 nucleotides long. RefSeq names its product tricin synthase 1-like. Gene Ontology annotation, molecular function: S-adenosylmethionine-dependent methyltransferase activity; O-methyltransferase activity. Lineage: Eukaryota; Viridiplantae; Streptophyta; Magnoliopsida; Poales; Poaceae. The record is from RefSeq and is a predicted model, not a curated record. The transcript is spliced from 2 exons. The coding region runs from base 76 to 819 and encodes 247 amino acids.
CUGUGGGUGGACAUACACUCGAUCGAACCAACUCAUUCCGCCUACCACCUCGGCACCACCAGCCCAAGCAGAGCCAUGGCGCCCAACGGAGACAACACCGUGGCCAACGUCCACAGCGGCAUCGACAGCACCAACAAGACGCUGCUCAAGAGCGACGCCCUCUACACCUACAUCCUCGACACCACCGUCUUCCCCCGUGAGCACGAGUGCAUGCGCGACCUGCGCCUCAUCACCGACAAGCACCCAUGGGGCUACAUGCAGUCGUCGUCGGACGAGGCGCAGCUGCUGGGGAUGCUGAUCAAGAUGGCGGGCGCCAAGAAGACGAUCGAGGUGGGCGUGUUCACGGGCUACUCGCUGCUGGCCACCGCGCUGGCGCUCCCGGAGGACGGCAAGGUGGUGGCCAUCGACACCGACCGCGAGUGCUACGAGGUGGGCCGCCCCUUCAUCGAGAAGGCCGGCAUGGCGCACAAGGUGGACUUCCGCGAGGGCACCGGCCUGGCGCGCCUGGACGAGCUGCUCGUCGAGGACGAGGGCGCGGCCAGCUACGACUUCGCGUUCGUGGACGCGGACAAGCCCAACUACGUGCGCUACCACGAGCAGCUGCUGAAGCUGGUCCGCGUCGGCGGCACCAUCAUCUACGACAACACGCUGUGGGGCGGCACGGUGGCGCUGCCGGCGGGCACGCCCAUGUCCGACCUCGACACCCGCUUCUCCGCCGCCCUCAGGGACCUCAACGCCAAGCUCGCCGCCGACCCGCGCAUCGAGGUCUGCCAGCUCGCCAUCGCCGACGGCGUCACCAUCUGCCGCCGCCUCGUCUAGGCGGGCGGGCGUCCGGCCCGGCCCGUCCCGGCGUGAUCGUGAUCCGCCGCGCGCCUGCCGGCCUGCGUGCGUGCCUGGAGUCCAUUUCCUUACCAGCCGCUUAUCCUAAUCAAUUGUAUUAUUUUUCCCUGCCAGCGCUGGUUUAGCGUGAAGCAUCCGAUGGUUUCGAAUUUUCAAUAACUUUUUUGGCUUUUCAACUUUGAGAGGAGUGGCUGUACUUACUGUACUAUAUAUGGUGUUCCGAUAUGCGAUGACGUUGUCGUGCAUGUGGAUGUCCUUGUCGUCA